Molecule: messenger RNA, 1004 nt
Organism: Populus nigra (black poplar)
Lineage: Eukaryota; Viridiplantae; Streptophyta; Magnoliopsida; Malpighiales; Salicaceae
Product: transcription factor WER-like
Exons: 3
Coding region: 85-882 (265 amino acids)
Source: RefSeq, a predicted model, not a curated record
CUUACUUAGUAACACUUUAUAACCUUAUCCCCCAACAUAGGAAUUAUAGAUACUAGAAAGGCUCUACUUAUUAGCUACAGAAAGAUGGUCAAAUCAGCCUCCAUUGAUAAAAAUGGACUCAGGAAAGGUUCAUGGAGUAUAGAAGAAGAUGAAAAGUUGAGAGUUUAUAUUCAGAAAUAUGGCCACUGGAAUUGGCGCCAACUUCCCAAGUUUGCUGGUUUAUCACGGUGUGGCAAGAGUUGCAGAUUACGAUGGAUGAACUAUCUCCGGCCGGAUGUAAAGCGAGGAAAUUUCUCCGAAGAAGAGGAUAAUUUGAUCAUUCAAAUGCAUGAAGCACUUGGAAAUAAAUGGUCUAUUAUUUCUGGGAAAUUACCUGGAAGAACAGACAACGAAAUUAAAAAUCACUGGCAUACCAACUUGAGCAAGAGAGUGAAGCAAAACCAACCAGUGUCUUCUGAGGUGAUGAAUAAAGAGCAGUCAAGUAAAUCUUCACAAUCUGAAGUUAUUCAGACUAAAAAGUCUGAAACUGACAGUGUUUCUGUCAAUACUCCCUCUGAAUCUGAUCAUCAACAAAAAAAUGCAGUGAACUUUCCUUCAUCUCAAGAAAUAUCUUGCAGUGAGUUCUCCUCCAUGAGUAAUGAUUCUGUGUCAGGCAUGAAUAGCGUUGCCGAGGAUAGUUUCUCUUCAAUGGAGAUAUUUCAAGACUCAGGUUCAGAUUUCUGGAACCUGCCAUUUUUAGCAGACAACAAUUACAACCAAGAUGGUUAUGAAUCAUUGUUCUUGACAGAAGAAGGAUACAUGUCUUUCUAUGCUUCCAACUACGACGAUGACGGUACAUAUUGGAUCCAGCAAGUGCUGCAGGAACUGGAAGGCAGUAAUUAAUUAGUUCAGAUUAUAAAACUCUUUCUUUCAAGUCUAGAAUCUAGAGUUGUUUGAACUUCAUCAGGUUAUCAGAUUUGUAAUAGAACAGUACUAGUCAUCAUAUGGGAGUAGAAUUUAAUCUC